Messenger RNA from Trichomonas vaginalis G3, 327 nucleotides. Its product is annotated as intracellular transport of viral protein in host cell. Gene Ontology annotation, molecular function: dynein intermediate chain binding. The record is from RefSeq and is a predicted model, not a curated record. Gene Ontology annotation, biological process: microtubule-based movement. Gene Ontology annotation, cellular component: cytoplasmic dynein complex; cytoplasm. The coding region runs from base 1 to 327 and encodes 108 amino acids. Lineage: Eukaryota; Parabasalia; Trichomonadida; Trichomonadidae. The transcript has a single exon.
AUGUCAGCUCCAAAGUUCGAAACAGAUGCAGUUCGCUCAAUCACAGACCAGUCUAUCCAAAGCACACUUAACAACCAAGUUUACGAUCACAGCGCCGUCAACAAAUGGUCUAGUGAGAUUCUUGAAAUGACACUUCGUACACUUUGCGAGCGCUUCCCAGCCUACAAAUUCGUUUCUCAGUGCCUUAUCCUCCAGAAGGCUGGUGGUGGCCUCCACGUUUCCUCAUCUUGCUACUGGGAUUCAAACUCUGAUGGCAUGGUUACAGUCCGUUGGGAAAACGAGUCCAUGCACUGCAUUGUUUCUAUCUAUGGUCUCGCUGUUCAGUAA